Messenger RNA from Rana temporaria (common frog), 4572 nucleotides. It is a transcript of the gene PCSK6, whose product is annotated as proprotein convertase subtilisin/kexin type 6. Lineage: Eukaryota; Metazoa; Chordata; Amphibia; Anura; Ranidae. Bases 146 to 2878 code for a protein of 910 amino acids. Gene Ontology annotation, cellular component: cell surface; membrane. The transcript has 21 exons. Gene Ontology annotation, molecular function: serine-type endopeptidase activity. The record is from RefSeq and is a predicted model, not a curated record. Gene Ontology annotation, biological process: peptide hormone processing.
UGGCUGACGAGUUGACAAGUAGCGGCCGGAGGAGCGCGGCGUCCAGUAGAUGAACAGAGCCGGGAAGUGGAUCGCAGCCUGUCCGCCCAGAGCGCCCCUAUAAGCGGGCAGCGGACCGAGCGACACACCGCCGCCUCCCACCACCAUGCUCCUUCUCCUCACCGGACCGAUCUUCCUUCUCCUCCUACCCGCCUGCCUGGCGACCCUUCCCCGCACCGUCUACUCCAACCACUGGGCUGUGCGGGUCCCGGGAGGACCGGAGGAGGCGGCUCGGCUGGCGGACAAGUACGGCUAUGUGAACCUCGGCAAGAUUGGAAGUCUUGAAGAUUAUUACCACUUUUAUCACAGCAAAACCAUUAAACGGUCCACUUACAGCAGCCGUGGGACGCACAGCUUUUUGCAGAUGGACCCAAGUGUGGAGUGGAUGGAGCAGCAGCAAGUGAAGAAAAGGGUGAAGCGGCAUAUCCGAGCAGAUUCCAGCCUGUACUUUAAUGACCCCAUCUGGUCAAACAUGUGGUAUCUGCAUUGUGGGGAUAAAAGCAGCCGCUGCCGGUCAGAAAUGAACGUUAUGGCAGCUUGGCAGAGAGGAUACACUGGGAAGAAUGUGGUGGUCAGCAUCUUGGAUGAUGGUGUGGAAAAAAGUCACCCAGAUCUCGUUCACAAUUAUGAUCCAUACGCCAGCCAUGAUGUCAAUGGGGAUGACCAAGAUCCAAGUCCACGCUAUGAUGCCAGCAAUGAAAAUAAACAUGGCACUCGCUGUGCUGGUGAAGUGGCUGCGUCUGCCAAUAACUCCUACUGUAUUGUGGGCAUCGCGUACAAUGCCAGGAUUGGCGGAAUUCGCAUGCUAGAUGGGGACGUAACGGAUGUUGUUGAAGCAAAGUCCCUUGGCAUCCGACCUGACUACAUUGACAUCUACAGUGCAAGCUGGGGCCCCGAUGAUGAUGGGAAAACUGUGGAUGGGCCUGGUCCUCUGGCCAAAAAAGCCUUUGAAGAAGGCAUUAAAAAGGGUCGUAAAGGGCUUGGUUCGAUCUUUGUCUGGGCAUCCGGUAACGGUGGUAGAGAAGGAGAUUACUGCUCCUGUGAUGGGUAUACCAACAGUGUCUACACCAUUUCCAUUAGCAGCACCACAGAGAAUGGUUACAAGCCUUGGUACUUGGAAGAGUGUGCCUCCACCCUUGCUACAACGUACAGCAGUGGAGCCUUCUACGAGAGGAAGAUAGUUACGACGGAUCUGAGACAGCGAUGUGCGGAUGAUCACACCGGGACUUCGGUUUCUGCUCCUAUGGUUGCUGGUGUUGUUGCUCUGGCACUGGAAGCUAACCCAAUGCUGAACUGGAGAGACGUCCAACAUCUCCUGGUGAAGACGUCACGAUCUGUCCACCUCCGGGCCCCCGACUGGAGAACAAAUGGAGCCGGGCGCAAAGUCAGCCAUCUUUAUGGCUUUGGAUUGGUGGAUGCCGAAGCUAUGGUCGUUGAAGCCAAGAAAUGGAAAUCCGUGCCAUCACAACAUGUCUGUAUAGGAGCCUCAGACCGAAGGCCAAGGUUCAUCAGAGCUGAUCAGCUGAUUCGCACUACAACCCAGACCAGUGCGUGCGCAGAUAACAGUGCGCAACAUGUGGCAUACUUGGAGCAUGUUGUUGUCAGAGUCACCAUAUCUCAUCCACGAAGAGGAGACCUGCAAAUCAGCCUCAUUUCUCCAUCGGGGACAAAGUCCCAGCUGUUAGCGAGAAGGACAUUUGAUUACUCCAAUGAAGGAUUUAAGAACUGGGAGUUUAUGACCGUCCAUUGCUGGGGAGAAAAAGCCGAAGGUGAAUGGAUGCUGGAAAUUCAUGAUAUACCAUCCCAGUUGCGCAAUCCGGAGACUCAAGGGAAGCUGAAAGAAUGGACACUGAUUCUUUAUGGCACAGCUGAGCACCCGUACAAUGCGAUCGGUUUUCAUCACUCAAGGUCCAAAGCCCUGGACUUAUCUGCAGCUGAUCAGGAGCCUUCGAAAUCUGGCAUCUUCCAGAACCCCCUGGAAUUUGAGGAAGACGACGAGUAUUCAGGUCCGUGCCACACCGAGUGCGGGGACAGAGGAUGCGACGGGCCCGGCGCUGAUCAGUGUCUCAGCUGUGUUCACUAUAGUCUUGGCAGUGUCAAAUCCGGCAGGAAAUGUGUGAGUACCUGUCCGUCUGGGUUCAUGACAGACGUGGCUGGCAGAAGGUGCAGGCGUUGCCAUAGAGGGUGUGAAACCUGCUUUGGAAGAGGUCAGAACCAGUGCAGUUCCUGUAAGAGAGGCUUCUACCUUCAGCCGGAGAGCAGUUCCUGUACGACCACAUGUGCAGCAGGAGCAUACGCCGAUGAAAGUCUCAGACGAUGCCUGAAAUGUCACCAGAAUUGCAAGAAAUGUCUCGGUUAUCCUGAUAAGUGCGUUGUCUGCAGAGAAGGCUUCAGCCUUUCAGGUUCGGUGUGUACACCUGACUGUGAGCCAGCGACCUUCUACAACCCGGUCUUCAUGAAAUGUGAGAAAUGUCAUUCAACCUGCCAUUCGUGUGUGGGAACUGGGAAGGACCAGUGUACUCAAUGCUCCAAAGAUCACCAUCUUCACGACUGGCGCUGUUUACCAAUGUGCAGCCUGGGCUUUUACUCAGAAGACAUUCCUGGGCUGCCUCACAAAGUUUGCCGGAGAUGUGAAGAUAACUGUCUGAUGUGUGAAGCCACAGGCAAGAAUUGUGUCCGGUGCAAAGAGGGUUACAGUCUGCUCAGUGGAUCUUGCGUUACGAAUCAUACAUGUAACAAUGCGGACGAGAUGUUCUGCGAGAUGGUGAAGUCCAGCAAGCUCUGUGAGCGGAAGCUCUUCAUUCAGUUUUGUUGCCGGACGUGUAUGCUAGCAGGCUGACCAUGUUUUUUUGAGAAGUGCCAUCACCUGCUCAACAUGGAGGGGACCGGUGCCAGUGGAGUCCAGAUCGUCCCACUUCUGGCUAUGGUGCUAUCUUAAUGGCAUUGAUCCAUUUCAUGCCAAAACUUGACAGGCAGUGGAUGAUUUUCAAGGAUUUCUGCUUGACAUAACCUGUAACGUACUGCAUUGCUAAAUAUGCUCCACAAAAGAGGUUCAUGGAGCUGGACCAGACUUCAGGCUGCAUUCUGGAUUUGAUCUCCAUCAAUUCAAAGCUAGAGCUUUCGUUUUUUAUUUUCUAUUUUGGCCAUGGCUUCAAACACUCGUCUAUUUCCAUCAUCUUGUCCUUCAUUAUAUUCUUUGUGACCAUGGAUACUAUGAUAUGCAGACACAAGAGGGCUGCAUCAUAUGGACUUGGGUUGGAAAUACUGGGGUCCACUACUGUGCAUGUUAAUGAAAAAAAACUAUCUCAUAAGAGGUCUUUGAGGAUCACCCAGGAAUCCAUGGUGAUACAGAAGACUUUUCUUGAAAGAAGGGUUUGGAGAUCACCCAGGAAUCAAUGGUGAUACAGAAGACUUUUCUUAAAAGAGGUCUUUGGGCAUCACCCAGGAAUCCAUGCUGAUAUGGAACACCCUUCAUAAGAGGUCUUUGGGGAUCACCCAGGAAUCCAUGGUGAUACAGAAGACUUUACUUAAGAGGGCUUUGGGGAUCACCCAAAAAUCCAUGGUGAUACAGUAGACCUUUCAUAAACUAGGUUUUUGGAAAUCACCCUGGAAUCCAUGGGGAUACAGAAAACCCUUCAUAAAAGAGGUCUUUGGGGAUCACCCAGGAUUCCAUGGUGAUACAGAAAACCCUUCAUAAAAGAGGUCUUUGGGGAUCACCCAGGAUUCCAUGGUGAUACAGAAGACCUUUCAUAAAAGGGCUUUGGGGAUCGCCCAAUCCAUGGUGAUAAAGAUAACCUCUUAUAAUAGAGGUCUUUGGGGAUCACCCAAUAAUCCAUGUUGAUGCAGAAGACCUUUUAUAAUAGAGGUCUUUGGGGAUCACUCAAUAAUCCAUGGUGAUAAAGAUAACCUUUUAUAAUAGAGGUCUUUGGGGAUCACCCAAUAAUCCAUGUUGAUGCAGAAGACCUUUUAUAAUAGAGGUCUUUGGUGAUCACCCAAUAAUCCAUGGUGAUACAGAUGACCUUUUAUAAUAGAUGUCUUUGGUGAUCACCCAAUAAUCCAUGGUGAUACAGGAAGAUCUUUUAUAAAUUAGGACUUUGGUGAUCACUUGGUACAGAAGACCUUUCAUAGAUGAGAGGGUUUUGGGAUCACCCAAUAAUCCAUGGUGAUACAGAUAACCUUUCAUAAAGUAGGUUUUUGAUGAUCACCCAGGAAUCUAUGGCAGAACAGAAGACCUCUCAUAACAGAGGGCUUUGGGGGUCACCCAAGAAUCCAUGCUGAUACAGAAGACCUCUCAUAAAAGGGUUCAUAGUCCCUGAUCUGUUUGCUAAAGUGAGCUGUUGGUGAAAGGUAUCAGUUGACUGGUCAAGUGGCAGAUAUUAUACAACACAGGCUGACUUUUAUACAUAACACAAGUCACUAAGCACUGCUUCAAUCCGUUUCUUUUCUUCUCACAAUUUAACCUAAAGCUAUUAUUUUGUACACUUUUAUAUCCGAUCACAGGGGUGUUAGGUAAAGACUAAAUUGUCUACAGUA